GACAAUCACCAAUGAAAAAAAGGCAAAAGAUUGCCUUAGAUAAAAUAAAAAAUUUUCCCAACACCUAUAAAUAUGUAUCAUCAUCGCAUCCCCAAGUCAUUCCAACAUUUUCUCUUAAAUCCCUUUUCCAAUUUCAUUCCAAGCAACCAUGGCUGCCUCAUCAAUGGCUCUUUCAUCUCCAUCGUUCGCCGGACAAGCGGUCAAAAUCGCCGGACCGGAAGUUUUCGGUGAAGGAAGGAUCAGCAUGAGGAAGACUGCCGCUAAGCCCAAACCAUCAGCAUCAGGCAGCCCAUGGUACGGCCCAGACAGAGUUCUGUACUUGGGCCCAUUGUCUGGCGAGCCCCCAUCUUACCUCACUGGAGAAUUCCCUGGUGAUUACGGUUGGGACACAGCUGGGCUCUCAGCUGACCCAGAAACAUUUGCCAAGAACAGAGAACUCGAAGUGAUCCACUCCAGAUGGGCCAUGCUUGGAGCCCUUGGAUGUGUGUUCCCAGAGCUUCUGUCAAGAAAUGGUGUGAAAUUCGGCGAGGCAGUUUGGUUUAAGGCUGGAUCACAGAUCUUCAGUGAAGGUGGGCUUGACUACCUUGGCAACCCAAGCUUAGUCCACGCACAGAGCAUUCUAGCCAUUUGGGCUACCCAGGUUGUAUUGAUGGGGGCAGUUGAGGGCUACAGAAUUGCUGGUGGGCCGCUAGGUGAGGUCACUGACCCAAUUUACCCUGGAGGAAGCUUUGACCCACUUGGUCUUGCUGAUGAUCCAGACGCAUUUGCUGAGCUUAAGGUCAAAGAGCUUAAGAAUGGAAGAUUAGCCAUGUUCUCCAUGUUUGGGUUCUUUGUUCAAGCCAUAGUUACUGGAAAAGGGCCUUUGGAAAACCUAGCAGACCAUCUUGCUGAUCCAGUUAACAACAACGCUUGGGCUUACGCCACCAACUUUGUUCCUGGCAAAUAAAUGUACCACUAGUGUGUGAUUGUGUGAUAAGUUGGGUUACCACCAUAUCCGUUUUUAUCAUCUUCUAGUAAUAUUUUGGGUGAUUUUGGUGUACAUUGUAUUUUGCUAUAUAAUUAUCAGAUGAAUGGAAGGUCAAAUUUAUGAAUCUCUAAGUAUUUGAUGACUUUUUA
Molecule: messenger RNA, 1116 nt
Organism: Oldenlandia corymbosa var. corymbosa
Lineage: Eukaryota; Viridiplantae; Streptophyta; Magnoliopsida; Gentianales; Rubiaceae
Source: the annotation of a GenBank genome assembly